CCAGCUGCAGAGCUCACUCAUGUUUUCCUUCCGCACUGUGCAAACUGCUAUUCGCAGCAGCCUGCUUCCUCUAUUGAGGCUUAUUUUGAAGAAUAGGAUAAGAACCCUUCCCUUGUUCCGCUGGUUAUUCUAUACUGUUCCAGUUUCGUAGACGGGGUGUUUCUGUGGGUGUUCUUUCUAGCUUGCAGUGUGUGUGUAAUCUUUCAGUGUUAUGAUAAAAAUCCUAGUCUAGUGCAGACUUAGUUUCCUACUGCGUUUAUAAGUUGUGGAUUAUUUUAAUGGCUUUAAUGUCUGGAAUUUCCUGAGACUGUGGAAGAAUAGGUAUUGUACUGCUUUUUAACCAAUUUUGCUCAUAUAUAAAAUUUCAUAAAACUGUUCACUUCUGUGCUUUUAAGCUAUGGCAUGAAGUUGUUUAUUUAUUCUCCAAAUCCUUGCUUUCUGAAGUCCUUGUUCAGUUAAUGAAUUGCUCUUACUUUUCAUGACAAGUCAAAUAUUUUUGGUUAUGCACUUUAAAUUUGGAUGGCUUGUCUGUGCUUUCUAUCCAUGUGUGAUGGUUUACUGUACAGUCAGUAAGAGCUAUGAUUUGAACUUGCACUUGUUUGUGGACUUGUUAGAGAUCCCAUUAUGAUCUCAACCACUGGUCUGGUUUUCACCACUGAAAGUUGCGUAUUGUAUCCCUGGUGCAUCGUGGAGAACUUGCUGUUUAUCGCCGAAGAAUUAUGGAGGAGAGCUGUUGUGAAUGAUGUUUAAAAAUUGGGAUAAGAAAGCGGAGUUGUGAAUCCAGAAGUACUACAGAUUAAAUACAUCACGAAGUAGCAGGGCAGCGGAUUUGCUUUCUCAAGACAUGAAGGUGCUGUAUGAAAAUUCUGCCCUUGAAUUCUCCAUGCUUUUUUGGCACUGUCCUUGCAUCUGUUGAGAAGACACGUUGUAAAGUGUUCUGGGUCUGGCUGGGAUGGAGUUAACGUUCUUCACAGCAGCCCAUACAGUUGUUUGGAUUUGUGGCUAAAGGAAUGUUGACAACACAUCGGUGUUUUGGCUGUGGCUGAACAGUGCUUGCACAGUAUCAAGGCUUUAUCGAUGUUCCCUACUCUGUUCCUGCAGUGAGUGUGCUCAGAGUAGGUGCGAAGCUGGGAGGGAACAUGGCUGGGACAGCUGACCCAAACUCACCAAAGGGAUAUCUGUGACAUGUAACAUCAUGCUGGGCAACAAAAACGGAGGUAGAGGAAGAAGUAUUUAAAUGGUUUUGGUUUCUAUCUUGGCUCCCCAGGCAGUUGUUAUUUGGAGGAAGGCUGGACAUCAGUCAGCCUGUGGGAGGUGGUGAGUGAUUUCCUUUGUUUUGUGUUUUUCUUUCCACCAAGGAAACUGUCUUUAUCUUGACCCACAAGUUUUCUCGACUUUGUUCUUUCCCAUCCCACUGAUGGGAGGAGGAGUGAACAAUCAGCUGUGUGGGUGCCUGGCUGCUGGCUGGGGUCGACUCACCACAAAAGCACAGAGAACAGAUGGUCUUCAGUGAAGUUUGUAAAUGGGCAGUUGUUUUCGGUUUGUUGUGCUUACGGAGUACUGGUGCAGAAGUGACAUGGAGUCUGUUAGUGACAGAAUUGGGGCUUUGCUCUUGUUUUGCUAUGUUCAGGUGGAGUGGCAGUAAUGGUUGUUGGUAGGUUACUCGUUAUCAGGAUGUGGUGCUUUACAGAGCAGGGUUUGUAGAAGGAGUGUUUGCAAAUGCUCAGAGCAUUGGGCUGUUGUGUUUGUUUUAAAGGGAUGCAGUCAUUUGCUACAGAGGCUUGUGUUUGUUCUGAGAAUAUUGUCCUAUUUAUUGUGUGAUGGUGGAAAAUGUUGAAAAUCAGGGUAUGUUAAGUCAGUGUAUUAGAGGUUCUCUUGUUCUUAUGUUUGAAAGGCAGUAGAGUAAGGAUUUAGGGAAAAUACUGAAGUUGGCUUGGUAAAUUCAGGUACAUUCUGAAGUUUCUCCUUGGAUAUUUUUGCUCUUUCAUUUGAUGGGCUUCACUGUGUAUGUUAAGUGCAGUGUUGGACUGGUGAGUAGCAUACUCUUGUGAAGUUUGAAUCCAGGUGGAUUUCAGAAGAAUGGACAUGUCAUGUAAUCCUGAGAUGGACCUAAGCACCUUCCAAGAACUCAGUUGAGAACUGUUCCCUCGAUACACUGUCUGUUUCAUUGCAACAGUUCAGUGUGGCACAAUUGAUGACCAAGUAAUCUCAUCGUAUUUUCAUCGUUUCCAGAAGCCAAAUUAUGAAUUUCUUUUGCUUCUAAAAUGGAAACAGAAAGACGUGUGCAUGGCAUCUUGGAACAUGGAAGGAGUUCUUCACAUGGUUAAGUUGAUUUUACAGAAUUUAUCAGGUCUCCAAAGCAGAAACAGGUAAGCUGUCAAAAGCUUAACACUUCUCACUGAGUAUUGUGACAAGAUCAUACACAGCCUUUUUUCCUCACAGACUUGUGGCUGGCAACUAGGAUAUGCUUGUGGCCACUGCAGUUAAUACUCUGACUACGCCAAAGAGACAACAUUUUUGAAUGCUGAGAAAACAUACAUUAUUGAACAGAACUGAUCACUGGGUAGAGCAACUUGUCAAAGCAGUAAAGUCAUCAUUGUUUGUUUGUGAGUUACUUCAUUUUCCAGUGACAUAGUUAUUCUUUUUCCUUUCUCCUUUUAUCAAUUAGUGUCCUGAUCAAAAGUAAACCGGAUUUUUUUUGUUCCUUAGGAGUGGGCAGAGAUCUCUGGCACAUAGUAACUAUGCUGUGAAAGACUUGAGGUGUUCUUUAGGUAUUGUGGAUGGUGAGGAGUGGCUUAGGUGGAUUUUGUUGCCCUUAGGGUAGGGAAUAUUGAUAGAUUUGUGCACAAGUGCCGGUGGAGUAGCUAAUUCUUCUGACUAAUCAACAUUCAGUGAAUUGUUUUAAUCUUGUUCCAGUGAACUUGUGGGUUUUUUCAUACCUUCUCUCUUGAUGAGACAAGGGCAUUCAUUAAAAAGGCUCUAGCUUAAGUGAUAAGAUACUGUAAUAGCUGAGUACUAAAGACGUGCUAUCAUGUGUGCCUUUUUGUCUGCAGGUGAUUUUUGCUGUGGGUUGAGCUCAGCAUGGCUGUAGUCAUCCGUUUACAGGGGCUUCCUGUUGUUGCGGGUCCUCCAGAUAUUCGUCGUUUCUUCUUGGGAUUGAAUAUUCCCGAUGGAGGUGUGCAUAUUAUUGGAGGAGAGAUUGGGGAGGCUUUUAUUAUAUUUGCCACAGAUGAAGAUGCACGGCGUGCCAUGAGCUGUUCGGGAGGGUUUAUCAAGGACUCGCGCAUAGAGCUCUUUCUCAGCAGCAAGGCAGAGAUGCAGAGUACCAUAGAAAUGAGCCGGAAACGAUUUGACCGUGGGGGACGAGAAACUAUGUCUGGCUCUAGAAGAACAGGUACUAAUGGUUCUAGUGCAUCAAGUAUUGGAGAUAUACCACAUUUAGUUACAGCUUCUCCAAAAGGAAUAAGAAAGCCUAGUUACGGGCCACCAAAUCGCCUGGAGGCUGGGUUCCAUACCAACGGCACAAGAUACGGUGAUAUGGGUAUGCCUAAGUCAAACUAUCAGUUGAGAAAGGAUUGCCACCCGUUUAACCCGGAUGAUCGUUACCUGUUUCUGCGUGGUAUACCUUACUCUGCCACAGAGAUGGAAGUACGUGCUUUCCUUUCGGGGAUUCGCGUGGAUGGAGUGAUUCUGAUAAAGCACCGUAAUGGUUUAAACAAUGGUGAUUGCUUGGUAAGAUGUGCUACACCCGGUGAUGCCUUAGAGGGACUUAAACGUCACAGACAAUACAUGGGUCAGAGGUUUAUAGAAAUCAGUCCCACUACAGAGGAACGGUGGAUGGAAUGCGGUGGGCGGAUAGACGUGCCAGAUGAAAUGGAUGACUUUUUGUGUGAAGACCAUUCUCCGAGAAGUUCGGGCUACAUGCAUUCAAGGAAGCAUUCUCGUUCAAGAUCACCAAGGAGACAAAGAACACAUUCUCGUUCCUCUCCCAGCCAGGAAUAUUACAUACACUUAAGAAAUCUGUCUUUUAAUGUGGAAAAGAGAGAUUUGAGAGAUUUUUUUCCUGAAUUAGAUAUACACAGCAAACAGAUUAAGAUUCUAACAGAUAAGCAUCAGAAAAGGACUAGAGAUGCCUUUGUGGUGUUCAGGAGUGAGAGAGAAUAUCAGGCUGCCUUGGAAUGUCAUAGAAAGGUUCUUCUCAAUCGUCCUGUGUACAUUUUUCCAAUUUCAAGAAAGUCAAUGUUGAAAAUAAUUGACUCUUGUGAGAGGAAAAGAUCACCGGACAGAGAUCAUCUUGGACAGGCCAUAUCAGAAAAAAGUUACCGGGAAGGUCAUUCCAGCCCUAAGAAUUGCGUUUAUGUAAGGAAUUUUCCGUUUGAUGUGUCAAAAAUUGAAGUGCAGAAGUUCUUUUCAAGAUUUGAUAUUGACGAAGAUGAUAUUUACUUGCUCUAUGAUGAAAAAGGAGUUGGACUGGGAGAAGCACUAGUGAAGUUUAAAUCUGAAGAACAAGCUAUGAAAGCAGAAAAUUUAAACCGCCAAACAUUUUUGGGAACAGAAGUGUUAAUAAGACUUAUAUCUCAAGAUCAGAUGCAGAAAUUUGGUGUCGCUGCAUCAUUAUCUGCACCAAAUGAAAUGCAUGGUCAUUCACAUCCGUAUGACAGAGGUGACCUCUCCCGUCCAGUUGGUUCACCAUCUGGGCCACCACAAGGGCCACCCAUGCAUUCUUUUGGUCCCCCUGGGAACUUCAGGCAUCAUUCUGAAUUCAGACAUCCCCCUGAGGACUUCAUGUGCCCUCCUAAGGAUUUUAGGGGUCCACCACCCCUCAUGGAUUUUGGUGGUGACGGUGAACCUUUUGGCAGAAUGGAGUUUGGGAAUAAUAAAAUGGGAAAUUUUCCGGAAGGAAGAUUUAUGCCAGAUCCAAAUUUCAGUGGUGGUUCUGAACGUGUUGUUCCUAUUCUGUUGAAAAAUUUACCUUUUAAGGCUACUCCUAAUGAGAUUCUGGAUUUUUUCUAUGGCUAUAGAGUGAUACCGGAGUCAGUUUCUGUGCAGUACAAUGAACAAGGAUUACCUUCUGGUGAUGCCAUUGUUGCUAUGACAAACUAUGAGGAAGCUAUGGCUGCUAUUAAUGAACUGAAUGAUAGGCCCAUUGGUCCACGGAAAGUUAAGUUGAGUUUGCUGUAAAGGAGGAAAAGAUCCUCUAAUAACACAUUCUAGGUUUGACAGUAUUGACAGUUAUUUUAACUUUUAAUUACUGGAAGAUGCAAAACAGUUUCCAUCAACGGUUGUAAAUAAUACCCGGUUCAGUUGUUUAGCUCUUGGUUGGAAAUACCUGUAGGACAUUGAAUGUCUUACAUGAAGGUAUAAAAGGAUGGAGUUGUAAUGCUUUGGGUUUUUUUUUUUUUAGAUUAAUUCCAAUCUUAUGUCUUUGCAUCAAAUAAAAACGUAAGUGCUGGUUGACUGACCACACAAACGGUUCAAAUAGAAUAUUUUCAGUGCUACCUGCAUUAGUAAAUGACACUUCUUACUAAGGUUAGCUUAAUAAAAUUUUAAUUUUUUUUCGGUUUAUUUUUGUGUAAACCUUUCAGGUUUUAUUCAGUUUCAUAUGUUUGCAGGCAUUCCUGUUUAAGAGCUUGCUGUUCUCAUUAGCUGGCUUUGCAAUUUUUUUAAAAUAAAAAAGAAAUUGCCAUUUAAA
This is a messenger RNA of Melospiza georgiana, 5692 nucleotides long. It is a transcript of the gene RBM12B, whose product is annotated as RNA binding motif protein 12B. The record is from RefSeq and is a predicted model, not a curated record. The transcript has 2 exons. Gene Ontology annotation, biological process: regulation of RNA splicing. Lineage: Eukaryota; Metazoa; Chordata; Aves; Passeriformes; Passerellidae. Gene Ontology annotation, cellular component: ribonucleoprotein complex; nucleoplasm. Gene Ontology annotation, molecular function: RNA binding. The coding region runs from base 3082 to 5181 and encodes 699 amino acids.